AGCUGAUUGAUGUGGGGGGGGUACCUGAAAUGAGAACAAAAAGACAAGGCCACACACACACAGGCCCGUAACACAUGAUAAGAAAAAGAUACUGAGAGGCUUUGUUACAUAGCCAUGACCAAUACGCUAUGUCUAAUUGUGAUGUGGACCAUUUAAAAACGCUGACUUUGAAACCCUCAUUCAGUUUUCAUGGAGCAGUUUCUCGCAUCGUGCCUUAACUUGGUCUACUUUUGACUGUAUUUUUUUUUUGUGGAACUCUUAACUUAACGUUUACAAAAUGGCCCCUGGUGUUUCCAAUUGUCAUCGUGAAGUUCCUUUGUCCAUCUCCUUCUCUGGAUCUGGAUUCUUGGCCACCUACCAGUUAGGGGUCGCGCAGUGUUUCCUAAAUAAUGCCCCCUCGUUAUUGUACAUGGCGCCUUGUGUCCUUGGAGCAUCUGCCGGAUCCCUGGUAGCAGCUGCCGUGGUCUGUGAAAUGAACCUGAUUGCCAUUCGGGACGAGAUGAUUCAUUUUGCCAAACAGAUGAAGGCUUUUGCAUUCGGACCAUUUAACCCUUCAAUCAAUGUUUUCCACUGGUUAGAGUUUAUUUUACACAAACACCUUCCUUCUGAUGCGCACCAACUGGCAAGUGGUCGCCUGGCUGUUUCUAUGACCCGCCUGACUGAUGGAAAGCACAUAGCCGUUACUGAAUUUCACUCCAAAGAAGAUGUGGUCCAGGCUCUGCUCUGUAGCUGCUUUGUCCCUGGUUACUGUGGCUUUCUGCCUCCAUCUUUCAGAGGAGUACACUAUAUGGAUGGCGGUUUCAGCAGCAUGCAGCCCCUACUUCCAUUACCCUCCAGCCCCAUACUGACCAUAUGUCCUUUCUCUGGAGACACUGACAUCUGCCCUGCAGACACUCAUUCCAUGUUGGACAUGGUGGUGAGUGGGACCACGCUCAAGGGCAAUAUGGCGAACGGCUUCAGGAUCAUCAAUGCUCUUUACCCCAUGGCUUUGGAGAGUCUGGAACAAGCCUUCCAAAGUGGCUACAAAGAUGCCAUUCAGUUCCUCAUGAGCAACGAUCUCUCACCAUAUUUGCUGAUGCCUAAAGUGUACCAAGGAAAGCUCAGCUAUGACCAAAAUAAUGAACUGAGGCAUUUGGAGAACAAAAAAGAAGAAGUGGAAGCGGAGAUGAAGCUGGAAAAUCAGACCACCACUCUGACAUCUUUUAUAAGCAAAAGAUCCAUGCUGACGAGGAACUCUGCUGAGCAGGAACCCACUAGAUUUCAAGUUAGAGAACCUCUUCUCCAUUUUGACGUAGUAAAGAAUGUUCUGCUCAGCAAUGUGGUCACUUACCUGAGCAUGUUUGGACUCCUGGCGAGGAUCCUGUCCUUGCUGCUCCUUCCUCUCAUGCUGUUGUAUAAUUCCCUGCACCAGACUCAGCACAGACUGGAGGUGGUGUUCAGGCUGGCGCCUGAGUUGAUUGUCUGGAUGUGGUACUGCGUGAAACAUUCUUCCGUCUUCUUCUUCAGCGUAUUUGUCUAUAGCUUCCAGAAGAACCUAAAUGAUAGGGUCAUGCCCGUCAUCCUGGUGCUGAAGUGGCUGAAGGAUCAGACACUGUAUGAGCCUUCACAAAGACAGAAGGACUGAUCGCCUUGUGAUAAGCAUUCAAAAGAUGUCAGGUGUGGGAGGCUGCACUGCUAUUUCUGUUACACGAAACAAAACAAAAAAACAGUCAGUAGUUCAUCAGCUGACUUGUGUGUAAAACAGCCUUCAUGCAUCCACGACCAUUUUGAUGAGUCGAGCUCCAGGGAGUGUUCCUAAUUUAAUUUUCACACAAAAGGUGACAACUUGUCCUAUGAUGUGUUGUUUCAACACUGCACUCUUUCAUUUCUCAUCCCCUUCAGUGUGAGCACUGAUACCUCACUGUGGCCGUACAUCAGUGCGGGCGGUAAGUGUCAGGGCCCUCCGGCACGUUCCACAUUUUCCUUUCACAGCUGCCAUCAUGACAUACACUUUUGAUGUUGACUGAGUAAAAACUUUGACUUUCUUUUGCCCCACUGUGACAAACUGUAACUGAGAUAAAAGUGCAUUUGGAUUUUUGAUGAACAAAUAUUGCUGCUCUUACUGUACGUGCCUUGUAUUCUGCAUUUAAGUGUUUUCGCUUUUGACAGCAUGUGCUUGCUGCUACUGUUUCAGUGAAAUAUUGUGAUUAAAAACAACAACAAUACAACA
Molecule: messenger RNA, 2209 nt
Organism: Mugil cephalus (flathead mullet)
Lineage: Eukaryota; Metazoa; Chordata; Actinopteri; Mugiliformes; Mugilidae
Gene: pnpla1
Product: patatin-like phospholipase domain containing 1
Exons: 9
Coding region: 278-1624 (448 amino acids)
Biological process (GO): triglyceride catabolic process; lipid homeostasis
Cellular component (GO): membrane; cytoplasm; lipid droplet
Molecular function (GO): triacylglycerol lipase activity
Source: RefSeq, a predicted model, not a curated record